Suricata suricatta (meerkat) is the source of this 2179-nucleotide messenger RNA. RefSeq names its product guanylate cyclase 1 soluble subunit alpha 2 (gene GUCY1A2). Gene Ontology annotation, cellular component: guanylate cyclase complex, soluble. Gene Ontology annotation, molecular function: guanylate cyclase activity; heme binding. NCBI's taxonomy places the organism in Eukaryota, Metazoa, Chordata, Mammalia, Carnivora, Herpestidae. The record is from RefSeq and is a predicted model, not a curated record. Gene Ontology annotation, biological process: response to oxygen levels; cGMP biosynthetic process. The coding region runs from base 1 to 1908 and encodes 635 amino acids. The transcript is spliced from 8 exons.
AUGGCAACGUGCCCUCAGAUAAUACAGCAGACUCUCCAGAGGACACUGCAGUAUUAUGAGCACCAAGUUAUUGGUUACAGAGAUGCAGAAAGGAAUUUCCACAAUAUCUCUCACAGAUGCUCCUAUGCAGACCAUUCCAACAAAGAGGAAGUUGAAGACGUCUCAGGAAUCCUCCAAUGCACUGCUAAUCUACUCGGUUUGAAGUUUGAGGAGAUUCAAGAAAGAUUUGGCGAGGAGUUCUUUAAUACAUGCUUUGAUGAGAACGAGAGGGUCCUUCGAGCUGUAGGUGGCACGCUGCAGGACUUUUUUAACGGCUUUGAUGCUCUGUUGGAACACAUUAGAACUUCCUUUGGGAAACAGGCCACGCUGGAGUCGCCGUCCUUCCUGUGCAAGGAGCUCCCAGAAGGUGCUCUCCUGCUUCACUACUUCCAUCCUCACCACGUCGUGGGCUUUGCAAUGCUGGGCAUGAUCAAGGCUGCGGGAAAGAAGAUCUACCGGCUAGACGUGGACGUGGAGCCGGUGGCCAAUGAGAAACUCUGCUCUGAUGGCUCCAACCCAGGCAACUGUAGCUGUCUUUCCUUCCUCAUCAAGGAGUGCGACAACACUAACGUGACAAAGAACCUUCCCCGGGGAGCCUCCCGGGUCCCCGCAGACCUCAGAAUCAGCAUCAGCACUUUCUGCAGGGCCUUCCCCUUCCACUUGAUGUUCGACGCCCACAUGUCCGUCCUGCAGCUGGGGGAGGGCCUGCGGAAGCAGCUGCGGUGCGACAGCCACAAAGUGCUGAAGUUUGAGGACUGCUUCGAGAUCGUGUCUCCGAAGGUCAGUGCCGCCUUCGAGAGGGUCCUUCUGCGACUGUCCACCCCGUUUGUGAUCAGGACCAAGCCCGAGGCUUCUGGCCCUGAAAAUAAAGACAAGGUGAUGGAAGUCAAAGGACAGAUGAUCCAUGUCCCAGAGUCAAAUUCCAUCUUAUUCUUGGGCUCUCCGUGUGUAGACAAGUUGGAUGAACUCAUGGGCCGGGGGCUGCAUCUCUCAGACAUCCCUAUCCAUGAUGCCACUCGAGAUGUCAUUCUGGUCGGUGAGCAGGCCAAGGCUCAAGAUGGCUUGAAGAAGAGGAUGGAUAAACUAAAGGCGACCUUGGAAAGAACUCACCAGGCCCUGGAAGAAGAGAAAAAGAAAACGGUGGAUCUUCUGUAUUCGAUUUUCCCCGGUGAUGUAGCCCAGCAGCUGUGGCAAGGACAGCAGGUGCAGGCCAGAAAGUUUGAUGAUGUCACCAUGCUCUUUUCCGACAUUGUUGGGUUCACAGCCAUCUGUGCCCAGUGUACCCCCAUGCAGGUGAUCAGCAUGCUGAACGAACUGUACACCAGAUUUGACCACCAGUGUGGAUUUUUGGACAUUUAUAAGGUGGAAACAAUAGGUGACGCGUACUGUGUUGCUGCGGGGCUGCAUCGGAAGAGCCUCUGCCACGCUAAGCCCAUUGCUCUGAUGGCGCUGAAGAUGAUGGAACUUUCAGAAGAGGUGCUGACCCCUGACGGAAGACCGAUUCAGAUGAGGAUAGGCAUUCACUCGGGCUCUGUGCUCGCUGGAGUUGUUGGGGUAAGAAUGCCGCGAUAUUGCCUCUUUGGAAACAACGUCACCCUGGCAAGCAAGUUCGAAUCCGGAAGUCACCCUCGGCGCAUCAACGUCAGCCCUACCACUUACCAAUUAUUAAAACGGGAAGAAAGUUUCACAUUCAUUCCUCGGUCCCGUGAAGAGCUUCCAGAUAACUUUCCAAAGGAAAUCCCUGGGAUCUGCUAUUUCCUGGAGGUAAGGACUGGUCCUAAGCAGCCAAAGCCUUCUCUUUCUUCAUCCAGAAUCAAGAAAGUUUCCUACAACAUCGGCACCAUGUUCCUCCGGGAGACAAGCCUCUGAGACCUUCAGCGGAUCAAAGACUUCUCCACAAAGCACAAGCCCAGAACAUGGGUCAUGAAGGGGAAAUGGAAAGAGAUUCUUUCUCUUCUACUGAUUUGCUGAGAACAGCAGCAGAAUUUCUGUGUUAUGUUAGGCAAUAAUCCUAGAAAAAGGUGGGUGAUGACUGUCAUUAAAAAAAAAAUUGGGAGGGAAUAAGAGGUGUCCAUCCAUAUGAGUGCUUUUGGUCAUAUAUAUAUUUUAAUCACAAAUACGGGCCCCCUUUCAAAACUAA